AUGGCAUUGGAUCACCACUCACCGUCUCUUCAGAUAUUAGUUCGGCGGCCGGAAGAAUGCUCGCUAUGGACUGGACCUCCGUUCCCAAACGGUCAGCCUAAUAUCAAGCUUGAUAAAGUUAAUUGCUUGAAUGCGAAGUUCAGUGAUGAUGGAUCUUUGUUUUUGGUGGUGAAAUCUAAUUCGGUUGUUAGUAUUUAUGAUUGUAAGAGUGCUCAAGAGAUUAGGUCUUUUCAAGUUCCUAAUCUUGUUGCUGCUAGUUUGUCCCCGAGGGGAACUUUUUUGCAAACGUUUCAAAAACCUGCGCCGCAAGAGAAGAAUGUGACGUUGUGGAAAACGGAGACGGGGGAUUCUGUUUAUCAACUCUCUCAGAAGAGUAUGACAAGAGUCAAUUGGCCUGCAAUUCAGUUCAGCUCUGAUGAAGCUACUGCAUUUCGCUGGGCGACUAAUGAGUUACAGUUUUUCAAUACUGAGGAUUUUUCUAAAGCAUUUGUUUAUCGGUUAAGAGUUCAAGGAGUUGCUUCUGCCGAGCUUUCUAGUUCACCUGCUUCUCAUGUAGCUGCAUUUGUUCCGGAAUCAAAGGGGGUUCCUGCUAGUGUACAAAUAUAUGCUUGUGGGAUUGCUUCCAGGGCACCUUGUUACGGUGCUAGUAUCAUCCAACAAAGAUGA
Molecule: messenger RNA, 666 nt
Organism: Lathyrus sativus (Indian pea)
Lineage: Eukaryota; Viridiplantae; Streptophyta; Magnoliopsida; Fabales; Fabaceae
Source: the annotation of a GenBank genome assembly